Molecule: messenger RNA, 831 nt
Organism: Ascochyta rabiei
Lineage: Eukaryota; Fungi; Ascomycota; Dothideomycetes; Pleosporales; Didymellaceae
Product: Proteasome endopeptidase complex
Exons: 2
Coding region: 1-831 (276 amino acids)
Cellular component (GO): proteasome core complex
Molecular function (GO): threonine-type endopeptidase activity
Source: RefSeq, a predicted model, not a curated record
AUGGCCGGCUUCGACUUCUCCAACCACAACCGCAACGCCGCCCUGCACGCCCAGGGUGUGCCCCUGCCCAAGGCCACCAGCACCGGCACCACCAUCGUCGGCGCCCUCUUCGACGGUGGCGUCGUCAUCGCCGCCGACACACGUGCCACCAGCGGGCCCAUUGUUGCAGACAAGAACUGCGAGAAGCUGCACUACAUCGCCCCCCACAUCUGGUGCGCCGGUGCCGGGACCGCGGCCGACACCGAGUUCACCACGGCCAUCAUCUCGUCCAACCUCGAGCUGCACGCCCUCUCCACCGGCCGCAAGUCGCGCGUGGUGACGUGCAUGACGAUGCUCAAGCAGCACCUGUUCCGCUACCAGGGCCACGUCGGGGCCUACCUCGUCAUCGCCGGCGUCGACCCCACGGGCGCCCACCUCUUCACCGUCCACGCGCACGGCUCCACGGACAAGCUGCCCUACGUCACCAUGGGCUCGGGCUCGCUGGCCGCCAUGUCCGUCUUCGAGACGCAGUGGAAGCCCAGCCUGUCGCGCGAGGCCGCCGUGGAGCUGUGCGCCAACGCCAUCGAGGCCGGCAUCUGGAACGACCUGGGCUCCGGCAGCAACGUGGACGUGGCCGUCAUCAGCGCGGACAAGACGACGCUGAUGCGCAACUACAUGACGCCCAACGCGAGACAGCCCAAGCAGCGCAACUACCGCUUCCAGAAGGGCACCACCGCCGUCCUGAACGAGAAGGUCAUCACGAAAGAGGACAUUGGCAAGUACGUGACCGUGUCUGAGCUGCAGGACGCCGACCUGACAGCCACGGCCGAGAGCAUGGACGUCGACAGAUAG